GCCGCCCCCGCCCCUUCGCCCGCCAUGGAAACCCUCCAAGAAAAAGUGGCCCCGGACGCGUGUGCCUGAGGAUUCCGCACAAAAGAGGUGCCCAAAAUGAAGACCCUGAUGCGCCAUGGUCUGGCAGUGUGUUUAGCGCUCACCACCAUGUGCACCAGCUUGUUGCUCGUGUACAGCAGCCUCGGCGGCCAGAAGGAGCGGCCCCCGCAGCAGCAGCAGCAUCAGGCAACCGCGACCGGCAGCGCGCAGCCGUCGGCGAGGAGCAGCCCCUCAUCGCGCCCCGGGGUCCCCGCGGUACCGCGACCCCUGGAUGGAUACCUUGGCGUGGCGGAUCACAAGCCCCUGAAAAUGCACUGCAGGGACUGUGCCCUGGUGACAAGCUCGGGGCAUCUGCUGCGCAGCGGGCAAGGCCCUCAGAUUGACCAGACCGAGUGCGUCAUCCGCAUGAAUGACGCCCCCACGCGCGGCUACGGGCGCGAUGUGGGCAAUCGCACCAGCCUGAGAGUCAUCGCGCAUUCCAGCAUCCAGAGGAUCCUCCGCAACCGCCACGACCUGCUCAACGUGAGCCAGGGUACCGUGUUCAUCUUCUGGGGUCCCAGCAGCUACAUGCGGCGCGACGGCAAGGGCCAGGUCUACAACAACCUGCAGCUCCUGAGCCAGGUGCUGCCCCGCCUGAAGGCCUUCAUGAUCACGCGCCACAAGAUGCUGCAGUUCGACGAGCUCUUCAAGCGGGAGACUGGCAAAGACAGGAAGAUCUCCAACACUUGGCUCAGCACUGGCUGGUUCACAAUGACCAUUGCGCUGGAGCUCUGUGACAGGAUCAACGUUUACGGUAUGGUGCCCCCAGACUUCUGCAGGGAUCGCAAUCAUCCUUCAGUACCUUAUCACUAUUAUGAGCCUUUUGGACCUGAUGAAUGUACAAUGUACCUCUCCCAUGAGCGAGGACGGAAGGGUAGUCAUCACCGCUUUAUCACAGAGAAGCGAGUCUUUAAGAACUGGGCACGGACAUUCAAUAUUCACUUUUUUCAACCAGACUGGAAACCAGAAUCGCUUCCUAUAAAUCAUCCUGAGAAUAAACCUGUGUUCUGAGGAAUGAGCGUGCCAGACCAAAAUCCUAUGUACCUGCCAUUUCAGACACCAGGGGCCCGAACUUCCUGAGCCACCAGACACGAAAGAAGAACAGAACUGGUAGCAAGAAUAGCUUCACUCCUCAAGAAGUACUGUGUACAGAUGCCUACGAAACGUAACGACAAAGCAGUGCAAUUGGUUUGUAAGGGAAAACUCUAGAAUUAGUACAUCCUAAUGAGUGCUGUCCCUUUCAAAAGGGCUUAUCUUAGGAACAGAACACUCAUUUCAGUGAUGCUGCCAUGGCUAAAAACAUUUUGGAUCUUUUUAAGUAUUGCCUUCAAGACUGAAAUAUGAGCAACUCAACAAUGUAAUAGUUGUAUUCCUUUAUAGAAAUAACACAUCAACAGACUUUUUUCUAUCAAGUUGUAUCCUAACCUGUUCUGUAAACUUUGUCAUCUGUUGGAAUCUGUGUGUGUGAUUUGUAAAAAGCAGCCUGAAAGUAUGGACAUGAUUUCUGAAGAGCACAUCUCCACUGACUUUCAUAAAGCAAAUGCCCAAUAUUUAUUUAUUGAGAGUUUUGUAGUGUACGCUAGGCCAGUAUUUUUAUAGAUUAUGAUUAUGUGGUAAUUUAUUCUUCCUGCCUCUUUAAUCCUGAGUGAUGGUUGGACAAGGUCUAGAACCGGGUUGAUGAGUUCCUGUGCUCACAAUGCUCAUUGUUAGCAUGCAGUUGGUAUUUGGCUUGGAAAUGUUGUGUUGCGUUAUUUGAACCCUUAGGCUUCAGGAAUAACUAUGACAUUUUCCAAUGUGCGGAAAUGCUCCAAAUGACAAAACUGAAAACCAAAACCUGUGUCAUUAAAACAAAAAGAGACUAACAAGAGAAAUGUAAAGGCAGUUUUUUUUAGUAAUAAUUGAUGUCGGGCAUUUCACGUAAGCCCUUGCUUCCUCUUCCAUAGAAUGUGUCACUGUACCAGACAAUCUCUUAAGUUUUAUUCCAAAUCUAAAAUCCUAUCAGCCUCUUGUGGACCCAUUUAAGGCUCUGCCCUUGGAACCGCAGCUCCCACAGCAGCAGGAGCCUUAUUUUAGGGGGCCUUUUAUACUCCCCAUACUACCUAUCUCCCUCUUGGGGUUAAAAACACACUUCCUCCCUGGUCUCCAGGGGCUAAAAUCUACACCUGCUUCUCUGGUCCUUCUUGCACCAAAAAAAAGCAAAAGAGAGAGAGAACUCCCAUGGUAUUCCUGGCUACAAGAGCAAGGAACUGCCCUUCUGUGAAUCUGUGAGAAUACAAGAAGAUUUCCUAUCCUGUGACUCACUGAUCCGAUGAACUGUUCAGAUUCACUCACUGCAAAUCUAACAUUAUAUUCACUGCCAUUCUCUGGUCUGGAGGACUAUGAAGGACUUAUUCUAUUCAGAGCCAAGAUCAGUUAGUAUGAAAGAUUUUCAUUUAAGCAAGUAAUGUUCAAAAAUAGUCUUUAAAAAAUAUACCAGUGUUUUCCUUACACAUGGCUUAGGAGGCAUUAGUUUUUCUAAUGUCAACUUUGGAGGCACCAGCAAAUAUUACGUAUGGAGACUGACACUGUUUUACAGAACAUGACCUGGUUUGUAAUUAGAGAAGGUUUCUCACACGACCACUUCUUUUCCUUUUCCCUAAUUAGUGCUAAGAUUCCAUUCCCUUGCACUAACUGGUACUGUAAAUUAUAUGGAGUACUGUUGUUGAGAUGCAAGCAUAAUCCAGAUAUUUAUGUAGCAAAAACAAAGAUGGUAUUAUCAUGGUAUGGCUUGAGCUGUUAAAUGCCAGUACAAGUGAAAUGUCUGUCCAAAACAUACUAGAAUGCGUUAUUUAAAUUUUCUCAUAGUUUUUAAAAAGACUAUAGAAUUUUAUUCCAGUACAAUCUCUUCUGCAUCAUGGACUCUGAACACUCAUUACUUUAUGAAUGUACGGAAAAGGUAUGAAUUUUAUAGAAUUGAUUUAUAGGCCACCUUAACCAUCACUUGAAGAGAUCAUGUUGCUCUGAUGUAAGUAGCUCCUUUAAUAAGUUUUAUUUCUAUGGAAAUAUGCAAAGGCAUACUUGGGACAUGCAAAGAUGUAACUCUAUUACCUAAUCUAAUGAUAUCUCAAGUGUUUGUGUUAUCUUCAGGGUUUACGGUUUUUGUUUUUUAGGGGUUUUUUUACAAAAAGAAAAAAGACCAUAUGAUAGCUCCAUCUUUUUUGUAACUUCUCCCUCUCAAAUACUCAAAAGAGUGAAAAGCAACCGAAUUCUGAAAUUCCUGGCUUCACUGGGAAAUACUUUAAAUCUACAUGUAGCUAGGAUAUGUGAGUAUGUGAGUUUAUAUUUUUUAAAAUAUGGUGUAAAUAAGUGUAAGAAAUUAUCACUUAGGCAGUGGUUUUAUUAUAGUAUUUAAAGAAAAUGCCUAGAAUUCUGAUAGAUUGUGCCGAUAGACCUGGUUGUGGGCAAUUGAAUUCUUAUCUUGCCACUAUCAUUUCAUGACUAUCAGUCUUAACACCAUUAAUCAUCAACUCUGAUAUAAAAGAUGACUACAAAACCCUGUUUACAGACCUCAAUGAUUUCAAUAUCCGAUCGUAUUUGAAGCCUAAGUCAUACUCAUUAUGUCACAUACCUUUUUCUUCUCUCCCCAGCUGUGUCAUCAGCUUCCUCCUAGGUUUUAAGACCACAGUAAUACAAAGCCACAGCUGGCCGAUCCAUGGCGUCUGUUAUUUCAAUGCAAGAACAUUUGGCAGAGGCCAUUACAAUAGAUAGCCAUUAUGGGCAAAGAUACAGGAAUUCACAAACAAAAUCAAUCACUUCAAAUGGCCCAUAAAAAGAGGAAUCUUACAUUUAAUAUUCUACAGUAAAUAUUCACCCAAGAAAGCAUACAUUAAAAGAACAUUAGGAGGUAAAUAUUCAGUGUGCUGUGUGGGGACUUCGCCGUGUGAUUUCCAUUACGGUUAAUGGGUGUUUGGUAACUAAGUCCGUGUGCUUCACUAACCCUGGUAUGUGCUCCCAAGGGCUAGACAUAAAACCAGAGCGAUUCAGGAACCUCCCAGUUCCUAAGAUGUCAGAGUUAGAGCUUUUCUUCAAAAAAUAAAUGAAAGAAAACAAAGUGCUGUACCUAUAAGAGAAAUUCGUGUGUGGUCUCGUGGAAUCUUUAGGAUACUACCAGAUAUGCGUAUCAGAUUCAAACAACACCUCUCGGAACAGAUUCCCUUUGUUUUCUGAAGUUUUCUCCAUUACUGAAAAUGGAAGGAUACAACCUCGUUUUGAAAUAAAACCCUCCCCUUCAAAGAUUACAAUUAUUGAUUUGGAAGCUAAAUGAAUGCUAGGUAAAGGUGGAAGGAAAACGCUGAAAUUCUCUUAGGAUUAAGACUGUUAUUUAAGCACGUAUGUACCUAUUUGAGACCUCCCCAAAUAUUUUUCCAUAUGUAGGAAUGACUUCACUUCAGAAGUAUACCCUGGAUUCCACUGGGGUGAAGAUUGAGAUUGUUCAAAAGACCUACUCUGAGAGAAGGCUCUAUGUUCCUAUUCUCUGCCCCUGCAGUGUUAGGGGGUGAUGUUAACAUGCCUACAGAUUUCACACCUGACGCUACUUCAUUUCUUCCAUCCUCAUUGCUUUUCUCUUGAACCUCAUUCCAUCUUUUGCUGUCACUCUCUCCUGAUUGUCUUCUUUUGUCCACAGUAUGCUGUGAAACCAGCAGUCUUUGGGGCUGUUAAGGUCUUCCUUGUGGGUUUUUAAGCUAAAGACCUACCUGGGGAACUGAUUUGGAGUGGGUCCUGCCACAGCAAUGACCAUAAUAGGUGGGAAGACUUCAUCCGGCUACAGGACAAAGUCCUUCAGAAGCACCAUCCAGGUUCCCCAGGGCCGGGGGAGGAGUUCCAUGGACUUUCUGCACUAAAACCAGGAUGGUCCAGGGCGAACUGGGACAGUGGGUCAUGCUAUCAAAAGGCCACCUCAAAGACAGCUAUAAUACUAAGACCUUAGGGGGAAAGUGAACCAGUUGCCUAGGUUCUAGCACUUGCCAGAAGGUAAUUUGGAAUGAACAGACGUGAGAGAGUGUCUACAAGGCUUAAAAAUGAAUAGGAGUAAUCCCUCUGUUCUAGCUCACUCGUCCCCACGUACUCAACGUAUUGAGCCACUGAAGAAAUGCAAAAAUAGGCUACAAUCUUAUUUGUUUCUUCUCAGUGCCCUUAUUUACAUGCUACCUUGACCUGUCCUUUGUCUUUUCAUGUGCGUGUCCUGUUAGUCUAAUUAGAGUGUAAGCUCUUGGAGAGCAGGGACCAUUCUUUGUCUCUGUAGCCCCAUGCCCAGUACAGUGCCUUGCACACAGUAGGCACUCAAUAAAUGUCUGUUGUUGAUGACGACCUCUUAAUGUUGACCCAUUUGGCUGGUAAUUGGUGUAUAUUCUUCCAUUUAAGAAGUACAGGAGACAGAAUAGUUGAUGAAAUAGUUAAAUUUUAAGUGGUUUUUCAAGGGUCAGUCCUUAAACCUAUAAUGUUUUUAAUCAACAAAGCUGACCUAGAUUUAGGAGGAAUAAUGUUGCUGAAUUCAUUAGGUUUGCUAAUGCUGGCUGUACUGAACACACAGAUGAACUGAAGUUCAGCAAGCUUUGUGUUCUCGCUGUUAGUGGCUGCUCUUAGCACAAAUUAAAUUUAAUAUUGACAAAUGCUAUACCAUAUGCAUAAAGGCGGAAAGGCAGCUUGGGCUCUGACUUCUUUGGUUCAACUACAAAAGCGAGGCCAAAAUGAGAUGUGUUAUGGCCUGCCUUAAACUUGACAGCUUCCUAAAGCUGCUGGAAUCCAACUGGUGGUUACUGAGGGUCUGUAAAAACUAAGCAUACAUUUAUCUUAAAAACAAAAUAAACCAAAAAACAACCCUCCUUUUGUUUCCAUGAAGCAGAUCCAAAAUGGUUUCAUCUCUACCAGAAUGUGAGGGGAAAGGAGAACUCUUGGGAAAAGGUGUCCGCAGGUGGAGCACCCCAGAUUCCUGAGACGCCACCUGGCCAGCGCCUGGUGUCCGAUUACCUCCUGGUUACAGAGAGGGCAAGACGGCAUAAAGUGAGUAAAGGUGAGUUAGCUGCCAAUGGUUGAUUCUACAAGGGACCAUAAUCAUUAUUUUCUUGAACAUGGAGUUCCUUUCUUUCAUUGUCUACUGUUCCACAUAUCUAUUUAAUUGUAUCAUCUCAAUUCCAUUUUUUAAAGCAUAGGAAAAGGGCUAGAAGACACUACGUUAAAAUGAGAAGAGUGCUUAUUUCUGAAUGGAUAGAUUAUAGAUUUUCCCACAUUUUCAAAAUUUUUGUUAUAAUCACAAAGUAUUAUUUCAUAAAAUAUCAAGAAAGGCUUUAUAACAGGAUUUCAAACAGAAUCCCAACAAGGAUGUUAGGAAAAAGCUAGUAUAUGCCAUGUCUAAUUACACCUAAAAGAAUCUCUUUGCCCACUGCAUAAAUCAUCUCAAGAAUUAGCAUCUUUAGUUCUUUACCUUGUGACUAGUUCUUUAAUUUCAAAACCAAAUGUAGGAAAUCUAUGAGACUGAAUCACAAUCUUUCCAAUUAUAUUUUAUCUACUGAAUAUCCACUGGGAGCUUUGAACAAUGUCACUUGUGUAUAUAUUAAUUUCACAAUAAUCCUGUUAUUCCACUGUGCAAAUAACUGAGACUAAGUGAGGUUGUAUAUCUGGCCCUCAGGAUGAUGAAGAUAAGAUGAAGAUAAGAGUAGACACAUGGCUUGCCACAAACCAGGCACUCUUCAAGUGUUUUACAUAUAUAAAUGCAUUUAAUCCUCACAAUAACCCCAAUAAAUACAUAGGUUCUUUCAUCAUCUCCCUUUUACAGAUGUGCAAACUGAGGCACAGUGCACUUCAGUAACUUUCCCAAGAUCAUUCGGCUAGUAAGUGGGAAAGUCAGAUCAGAAGCCACAGGGUCUGUUUCGAGUCUCCGCCCUAAGUCACCAUGUACUUCCUGGCAGAAAUUUAACUGUUCUGGUAGCAAUUUCUAUUAGAAUAGUCAUCAUAUUCUAUUAUGUCAUAUUUAUAGUACAUGUAACAUUUGAUACAUACCAAAUAAUAGGUGACAAAUACGCAAAUUAUGAAGCAAACCUAAGGAGAAUAUUACCACUAGCCUUCAAGCUACCCGAGUGUCCCUUCUAUUGUCUUGCAUUUUCUAUUUGCCAUUCUCUUGCUUUCUAAAUAAUUUUAUUACAUACAGAUAUAUCGAUAAAUAAUCCAUAAUUUAGUUUUGCAUAGUAAUAAGCAUUAUAAGAUUAUUAUAACAUUGUGUAUUGUCUUCUGAAACUUGCUUUUUCUCCAAGAUUUUACUCAUUUUCAUUGCAUAUAACUCUAGUUUACUUUUAUUAUUGUAUAAUGCCAUUGUGUGAAUAUACCAUAAUUUAUUUUUUUCCAUGCUUCUUUCAGGUUUUCAGUUUGUUGCUAAUAUGUACAAUACUUUUAUGAACAUUCUUGGAACGUUCUUUCAGUACAUGUGUUCAAGAAUUUUUAUACAGAGUAUACACCUAGGAAUAAAAUUGCUGGGCUAUAGAAUCAGAUCAUUCACGUGUAUGAUAUUUCCAGAUUGUUUUCCAAAGUGGUUGGACCCUUUAUAUUUCUAAUGGUGGUUGUCCACAUCCUUGUUAACACUUGACUUGGUAUUUUCAGACUAAGUUUUGCCCCUCUGGCACAUGAAAAUUGUAUCUCAUUGUGAUCUUGUCUUGCGUUCCCCUGAUUCCUUAUGAGAUUUAGCAUUCUUCUCUUCUUCAUUAGUAUUACCUCGUCUGUGAAAUGGCUCUGCAUCUUUGUCCACUUUUCUGCUGGGUGACUUUACCUUUUCUUUUUUCUUUUAAAGAAUUCUUGAUAUAUUCUAGCUACCAUGUUUGGUAGAUUGUAUGUGUUGCAAAUAUCUUCUUCUGAUUUGAGGCUUGUCUUCUUUUUCUCUGUGAUGUCUUUCAAUGAACAGAAGUUUUUAAUUUCAAUGUAGUCAUGUUUUCUAUCUUUUCUUAUAUGAUUAGAGCUUCUUAUACCUUAUUUAAUAAAUCUUCCACUGCUUUUAAUCAAUAAUGACUUUCCUAUAUUUCAUUCUUAAAAUUUUCAAAGUUUUUGCCUUUCAUGUGGAAGUAAAGGGUUUAUAUUUUUGUUUAAAGUGAGGUGGACAUCACUUUCGUUUUGUACAGAUACCAACAGUCCCAGCAUCAUUUCCUGGAGAAUUCACUCUUCUCCAGUGGUCUGCAAGCAAAUUUCCAUAUAUGUGAGGAUUUAUUUCUCUUCUCUGUAUUCUGUUCCAUUCUAACCAAAUUGUCUGUCCCUGCACUGAUAACACAUAGUCUUAAUCAUCAUAAGUCUUGAUAACCUGUAGAGCAAUUUCCCCCGACCUCAUUCUCCUUCCUAAAGAAUGUCUUACUUAGUCUUUUUUUUGUCACUGAUUUUUACUGAGGUAUUUUUAUUCAAUAAAGUACACAAAUUCUUUGUAUAUAGAUUGAUAAGAUUAUAUAUAUAUAUCUGUACACCCAUGUAACUGCUGCCAAGAUCACAACGGAGUACAUUUCCAGCACCCCCGAAGGCUCACUUAUGCUCUCUUAGUCAAUCUUCCUGUCAGGGGUAACCACUUUCUGACAUCGUCAAUGUAGAUUUGUUUUGCCUUUUUAAAAUUUCAUAUGAAUAGAAUUAUAUGGUAUGUCCUUUUUUUGUCUGUUUUCUUUCGGUCAAAAUCAUGUUUGUCAGAUUCGUCCUUGUUGACACAGAUGGCAGUAGUUCCUUUUUCAUUGCUGAAUAGUAUCACUUUGCUUUAGAAUUACCAGUUCCAAUGUUGGCCUUUUGGGUUGUUUCCAGUUUAGGACUACUAUGAAUACAGCUGUUAGGAACAUUUUUGCAUAUAUGUAUUUUGAUGGACAUAGUGCUCCUUUCUGUUGAGUAUACGGCAAGGAGUAGAGUUGCUGAGUUACAGGACACACUGGUCUUUGGCCUUACUAAAUAUUGCCAAACAGUUUUUCAAGAUAGUUGCGCCAGUUUACACUCCUACCAGCAAUAACUGAGAACUCCAGUUGCUUUACAUACUUACCAAUGCUUGCUAUUGUCAGUCCUUAUAAAUUGAACCCUUUUGCUAGCUAUAUAGUGACAUAUUAUUAUGGUUUUAGAUUUAUUUCCUUGAUGAAUAAUGAUGUUGAGCACCUUUCCAUGUUUGAUGACCAUUUGCGUAUCCUUUUUUGUGACAUGCCUGUUCAAAGAUUUUGCCCAUUUCUUUUCAUUGGGUUGUCAUGUUUUUUCUUAUUUAUGGGAAGUACUUAUACAGUCUAGAUUCAAGUUCUUUGCUAUAUAUUUUGCAGUGCGUGGUUUGCCUUUUCACUGUCUUAAUGGUAUAUUUUGAUAACUAAAAGUUCUUAAUUUUAGUAAUUUUAAUUCCAACUAAUCAAUAUUUCAUGCAUCAUAUAAUUUGUGUCCUAUUUGAGAACUCUUACCUAACCCAAAGUCAUCUCUUAUGUUUUCUUCUAGAAGCUUAAUUUUUUUUUUCUCCUUUCCAUGUUUGGGUAUAGGAACAUCUCAAAAUGGUUUUGAAAUAUCAUGUGAGGUAGGGGUCUAGAUUCUUUUUUUUCCCCUUAAGGAAAUCCAGUGGACACAGCACCUUUUAUUGUAAAUACCACCCUUUCUCCACUGAAUUAGAGUAGUACUUUGGUGGUAGAUCAGGGUACCAUAUAUAGUGAAUUGUUUCUUGACUGUGAACUCUGUACCAUUUUUUACUCUUGCACUAUUACCAUUUUCUUAACUUUUAUGACUUAAUAAGUCUUGAUAUCUGGAAGUAGAAAGUAUCCAGCUUACACAUCUUCUUCAAUAUUGCUUUGACUAUUCUUGGCAUGUUGUAUUUCCACAUAUAAUUUUAGAAUCAGAGUGUCAUUUUCCUUAUUUAAUAAAACAUUCUUGGAUUUCUAUUGAGAUUGCAUUGAUUCUAUGGAUUGGUUUGGGGACAACUGACGUCUUAACAAUAUCAAGUCUUUCAACUCAUGGAUACAAUUUGAAGUUUUCCAUGUAGAGGUCUUCUACAUAUUUUUUUACAUCUAUUCCUAGGUAUUUGAUGGGUUUGUUUGGAACUACUAUAAAUGAUUUUUUUUUCAAUUUAAUUUUCUACCUUUUUGGUAUAAGUAUAUAGAAGUACAAUUGAUUUUUGUAUAUUGACCUUAUAUCCAGCAUUAGAGCUGAAUGAACUCAGUGAUUGUCAAGUUUAAAUUUAGGGCAUUAAUGGGGCUGGCCCCGUGGCCGAGUGGUUAAGUUCGCGCACUCCGCUGCAGGCGGCCCAGUGUUUC
This is a messenger RNA of Equus caballus (horse), 10340 nucleotides long. RefSeq names its product ST6 N-acetylgalactosaminide alpha-2,6-sialyltransferase 5 (gene ST6GALNAC5). Gene Ontology annotation, biological process: ganglioside biosynthetic process; oligosaccharide metabolic process. The record is from RefSeq and is a predicted model, not a curated record. Lineage: Eukaryota; Metazoa; Chordata; Mammalia; Perissodactyla; Equidae. Gene Ontology annotation, molecular function: alpha-N-acetylgalactosaminide alpha-2,6-sialyltransferase activity.